UCAUUUCUGUUUUGAUCAUGGUGUGGAUCUAUAAUGACAGGCAUACAAACAAAAAAUAUAUUUCUACCUAAUUUUAAAACCGUUCUGGAAAAAUUACGCAUUAGCGAUUGAAAUCUGUGUUUGCUAAACUUAAUCUUAUGGUGAAUUAUGCUAAGUGAAUAAUGAUAAAAAAGUGAAAAUGACUGUAUUAUACUUAUUGUUUAGUGUGUUAAUUUGUAGACUGUUUGUUGACGCCCAAUUUGGAACUGUUUCAAUAAGUGUGGAUAUGAGUCCAAGGGCAGAAAAUAUAACUUUUCAGAGUCGAUGUCCAUCAAAUAUGUCAUGCGUGCCAAUAAGUCAUUGCCCAUUGUUGGAGGAUUUGUUAGAUUUUUCAUGCUUUUCUUCAGACAGGUAUUUCCACCGUCUCAACUCCCUCACGUGUGGUAACUUCAAUAACGAAGACUACGUGUGCUGCCCCUCAUGUGACUGUGGGCGUGUGUACCCCCCGGGUACUCAAGCUUGCGGCAAAAGCAUGGUCCAGGGGGUAGAGUAUAACGGGAUCGGCGCUCAUCCUUGGGUAGCUAGGAUAGGAUUUACAAACAAAGACACAGGUAACGUGCGAUUUGCCUGCAGUGGAUCCAUCAUAGCUAAACGGGUGGUUUUGACAGCAGCACACUGCGCUUUGGCCAAACCGGAAGGGUACAAGUUGUCGACGGUAGUGAUCGGCGAAUGGGACAUAAGCCGCAGUCCUGACUGCAACGAGUUCUUCUGCGCGCCCACCACGCAAGCUAUCAAGGUGGAGAGCGUGUCCGUGCAUCCGGGAUACGAACAGAAGAUAUUUAGACAUGACAUCGCCAUGAUUAUAUUGAAAGAGGAAAUUAAAUAUUCUGUGACAGCGGCGCCGAUCUGUUUGAACGAUAAGCCGGAAAUUGUGAUCAACGAACGCGCAUCGCUUGUCGGAUGGGGGAAAUUGUCGGGGCAAAACAACUUGGUUGGGCGACAGCAACAGUUGGAUGUCCCCCUCGUUUCUCUGGAGACCUGUGAACGGAUUUUCGGCGAAUCGGUCCCAAUCCAUGAGGGUCAGCUUUGUGCAGGAGGUGAAGAGGGGAAAGACGCCUGCUCUGGCUUUGGAGGAGCUCCCUUGACUCUUCACAGAGAUGGACAAUAUACACAGGUUGGCAUAGUAUCGUUCGGGUCAGAGAACUGCGGCACGGAAGGCGUGCCCAGCGUGUAUACGAACAUCGCACACUACCACAAGUGGAUUGUCGAUAACUUGCCAUCGUGAUUACUGCUUAGAUAUUAUAAGAAAUCAAUGUGCAAUUUUAAUUAAAUAAAUGUUAAAAUGAAAA
This is a messenger RNA of Bicyclus anynana (squinting bush brown), 1328 nucleotides long. Its product is annotated as CLIP domain-containing serine protease B4-like. Gene Ontology annotation, molecular function: serine-type endopeptidase activity. The coding region runs from base 179 to 1264 and encodes 361 amino acids. Lineage: Eukaryota; Metazoa; Arthropoda; Insecta; Lepidoptera; Nymphalidae. The transcript is spliced from 9 exons. The record is from RefSeq and is a predicted model, not a curated record. Gene Ontology annotation, biological process: proteolysis.